This is a messenger RNA of Diceros bicornis minor, 2650 nucleotides long. RefSeq names its product solute carrier family 35 member F5 (gene SLC35F5). The transcript is spliced from 16 exons. Gene Ontology annotation, biological process: regulation of peptide transport. Bases 204 to 1778 code for a protein of 524 amino acids. Gene Ontology annotation, cellular component: membrane. The record is from RefSeq and is a predicted model, not a curated record. NCBI's taxonomy places the organism in Eukaryota, Metazoa, Chordata, Mammalia, Perissodactyla, Rhinocerotidae.
UGCGCGGCUGAUUACCCUCGCCCGCUCCCCGCCCUCCCGGGCCGAGUGGAGUUGGGCGGCGUCGGCGGCGCAGCCUCGGGGGGCACCGCGGCUUCAGGGGCUGGGCCUCCAGCGCAGCGCAAUGUCAGGCGCCGCGACAGAGCUGUGAGGCUGAGGCCGCGGCCGUGGCGCUGGGCGGCGGCGGGUCCGGGUCGGGUCCGCUCAUGGUGCCGCCACGACGCCAUCGCGGGGCAGGAAGGCCAGGUGCGCUGAGUUCUUCACCUCCUUUUAGACUCAGAUUUGCCAAGUUUUCAGGCAUUGCUCUUGAAGAUCUCAGAAAGGCCUUUCAAGUAAGACUGCAGAUGGUGUGUGUAUUUAUCAUGAACCGAAUGAAUUCCCAGAGCAGUGGUUUCACUCAGCGCAGGCGAAUGGUUCUUGGGAUCGUUGUUCUCCUACUUGUUGAUGUGAUAUGGGUGGCAUCCUCAGAACUGACUUCGUAUGUUUUUACUCAGUACAACAAACCAUUCUUCAGCACCUUUGCAAAAACAUCUAUGUUUGUUCUGUACCUUUUGGGCUUUAUUAUUUGGAAGCCAUGGAGACAACAGUGUACAAGAGGAUUUCGAGGAAAGCAUGCUACUUUUUUUGCAGAUACUGAAGGUUACUUUGCUACUUGCACAACAGAUACAACUAUGAAUAGUUCUUUGAGUGAACCUCUGUAUGUUCCUGUGAAAUUUCAUGAUCUUCCAAGUGAAAAACCAGAGAACACAAACAUGGAUGCUGAAAAAACUCCCAAAAAGUCUCGUGUAAGGUUCAGUAAUAUCAUGGAGAUUCGACAGCUUCCUUCAAGCCAUGCAUCGGAGGCUAAGUUGUCUCGCAUGUCAUAUCCUACUCUGAAAGAACAAGACUCCUUACUAAGAACUGUGGGGAAACUUACUGCAACUCAAGUAGCAAAAAUUAGCUUUUUUUUUUGCUUUGUGUGGUUUUUGGCAAAUUUCUCAUAUCAAGAAGCACUUGCGGACACACAAGUUGCUAUAGUUAAUAUUUUGUCCUCAACUUCUGGACUUUUUACCUUAAUCCUUGCUGCGUUGUUUCCAAGUAACAGUGGAGAUAGAUUUACUCUUUCUAAACUAUUAGCUGUAAUUUUAAGCAUUGGAGGUGUUGUGCUGGUAAACCUGUCAGGGUCUGAAAAAUCUUCUGGAAGAGAUACAAUAGGUUCCAUUUGGUCUCUUGUUGGAGCCAUGCUCUAUGCUGUCUAUAUUGUUAUGAUUAAGAGAAAAGUAGACAGAGAAGAUAAGUUGGAUAUUCCGAUGUUCUUUGGUUUUGUAGGUCUGUUUAAUCUACUGCUCUUAUGGCCAGGUUUCUUUUUACUUCAUUAUACUGGAUUUGAGGACUUUGAGUUUCCCAAUAAAGUAGUAUUAAUGUGCAUUAUCGUUAACGGCCUUAUUGGAACAGUUCUGUCAGAGUUCCUGUGGUUGUGGGGCUGCUUUCUUACCUCAUCGUUGAUAGGCACACUUGCACUAAGCCUUACAAUACCUCUGUCUAUAAUAGCUGACAUGUGUAUGAAAAAGGUGCAGUUUUCUUGGUUAUUUUUUGCAGGCGCUAUCCCUGUAUUUUUUUCAUUUUUUAUUGCAACUCUUCUAUGCCAUUAUAAUAAUUGGGAUCCUGUGAUGGUGGGAAUCAGAAGAAUUUUUGCCUUUAUAUGCAGAAAACAUCGAACUCAGAGGGUUCCGGAAGACAGCGAACAGUGUGAGAGUCUCAUUCCUAUGCACGGUGUUUCUCAGGAGGAUGGAGCUAGUUAGCUGUUGUCUGUAGCCCAGCUUGAUAAUGGAACAUUAUACAGCGAAGAGACAAUCUCUGGCAAGUUUUUGUAGAAAAAUAUUUCAGUGCCUAGUCUGAAAAAUAACAGUUUCAGUUCUUUGGAACUCUAAAAUAUAUUUUCCUCAUAUCUGUUUUCUUCAUUUUCAUAAUGAAGUACUUUCCUCUGUAGCUGUGUACGUGUCAUUACAGUUAUAGGAAUUUCCAGUCCACAGUCCAUCUGAAGGACCGACCUGCCUUACACAUCUCAAGGAAUUCAGCUGAUGAAAUAAUUUGAACUAAUCAAGGAAUAAAAUCUUAAUGUUCUGGAGACUUUAUUUUCACAUGUUAUUUGUUGAAUGCUGGACUAUAUUAUGAAAAUGUUUUCUAGAAAUCAUUUAAGUAUAUAGAUCAGUAUUUCUUACAGGUAAAAUGCUACAAUAAGCUGCCUAUAAUAGGUACAGAUUAUAAUUUUGAGUUUUGUAGAACAUUGCAAAUUAACAACAAAAAAUGUUUAAUUUAUGCAACAAGUAUGUUCACACAAAUUUGGUGGGACUUUACAAAAGAAUAUUUGAGAAAAGAUCUGGUUCACUUACACUACAUAUACUGUAUUACCCUUUCAUAGCAUUAGGUGCCUUAUAUUUUAAAUCCGUGACAAACCAUGACAGAUUUUUAAAGGGGAAGUAUUAUUGUAAAAUGAAGAAUUAUGUAUUUCUAAAGGCUGUAAUGCUGUACAUUUAAUUGAUAAAGCUCUGAUUAGAGUUUUGAAGAAAUAUUCUCUCUUCAAUUAAGACGUUUUCAUAAUGGGAUGAUUUAAAUUGAAAUGAUAAAGAGUAUUAUUAAAAUAAAAUGCUUAUAUAUGUAUUUGUGUAUUACA